Messenger RNA from Hyla sarda, 3923 nucleotides. It is a transcript of the gene EFR3A, whose product is annotated as EFR3 homolog A. The transcript has 24 exons. Gene Ontology annotation, cellular component: plasma membrane. The record is from RefSeq and is a predicted model, not a curated record. Gene Ontology annotation, biological process: protein localization to plasma membrane. NCBI's taxonomy places the organism in Eukaryota, Metazoa, Chordata, Amphibia, Anura, Hylidae. The coding region runs from base 280 to 2736 and encodes 818 amino acids.
UCUCUCGUGCUCAGCGGUGCCGGGGUCGCUAGUAAGCCGCGCCGUGAUUGGCGGAGAGCUCCUGUCACUCUCGCCCAUUGGCUGUGAGCCGGAUCGGGUGGGCGUGGCCCGUGGCGGCUGGGAAGUGUUGUGGCGUUUAUCCCUUCACUGAUAUCCUGUGAGUUUCCGGGACUUGUCUCCUGUUUACGGUGAAAGGAGCGGCCGGCGGGGCCCGAGACACCGGGGAGGGUUCAGACUUCCUGAUCUCGUAGACCAGAAACAAGUCUUCAGCGAUUUAAGAUGCCGGCAGGUGUCUGUGGCUGUUGUGGAGCUUUACGGCCUCGAUACAAGCGCCUGGUUGAUAAUAUCUUCCCCGAAGACCCUAAAGAUGGACUUGUCAAGGCAGAUAUGGAAAAACUCACAUUUUAUGCUGUUUCGGCCCCUGAAAAACUGGAUCGGAUUGGCUCUUACUUAGCGGAGAGACUGAGCAGAGAUGUUGUCAGACACCGCUACGGCAAUGUAUUCAUUGCCAUGGAGGCAUUGGACCAGCUACUCAUGGCGUGCCACUCCCAGAGCAUCAAACCCUUCGUCGAAAGCUUUCUCCACAUGGUGGCAAAACUCUUGGAGUCAGGAGAACCGAAGCUGCAAGUGUACGGAACCAAUUCUUUUGUCAAGUUUGCAAACAUAGAAGAAGACACUCCGUCCUAUCACAGACGAUACGAUUUCUUUGUUUCCAGAUUCAGCGCCAUGUGCCAUUCAUGUCACAGCGAUCCUGAAGUGCAAACAGAAAUAAGAAUUGCUGGAAUCCGCGGUAUCCAGGGAGUUGUCCGUAAAACUGUGAAUGAUGAACUUCGGGCAACAAUAUGGGAGCCCCAACACAUGGAUAAAAUAGUUCCAUCUCUGUUGUUUAACAUGCAAAAGAUAGAAGACAGUGAAAGUCGCACGGUCCCACCUGCAUCCUCCUCCGUGGUCGGUGACAAAGAGGAGAACCCGAGCGUCCUGGCCGAAAACUGCUUCAGGGAACUUCUGGGCAGAGCUGCUUAUGGAAACAUGAAUAAUGCCGUCCGACCAGUGUUUGCGCAUCUAGACCAUCACAAGCUGUGGGAGUCCAAUGAGUUUGCGGUGUCCUGCUUUAAGAUCAUCAUGUAUUCCAUUCAGGCGCAGUACUCUCAUCAUGUGAUCCAGCAGAUCCUUGGACAUCUUGAUUUGCAUAAAAAGGAUUCCCCCCGCUUACGAGCUGGAAUCGUGCAGGUUCUCCUGGAGGCCAUAGCUAUUGCUGCCAAAGGGUCUAUUGGUCCUACAGUGCUGGAGGUGUUCAACACCCUUCUGAAGCAUCUGACCCUCAGUGUUGACUUUGAACUUGGGGAUCGGAGAAGUUCUGUCGGCAGUGCGUGCUUCAAUUCUAGCUCGAAGGAAAGUGAUGAGCGAAUCGUUCAGAACGCUAUUAUUCAGACCAUCGGUUUCUUUGGAAGCAAUUUACCAGAUUACCAGCGAUCGGAGAUCAUAAUGUUCAUCAUGGGCAAAGUGCCAGUUUUUGGGUCUUCGCACACGCUGGACACCAGUCAGUUGGGGGAUUUGGGAACUAAGAGAAUCCAGAUCAUGCUGCUCCGAUCCUUACUUAUGGUGACCUCAGGUUACAAGGCAAAGUCCAUUGCAGCUGCCCUUCCCCCGGCAUUCCUGGAUCCCCUCCUAUCCCCUUCUCUCAUGGAGGAUUUGGAACUGCGUCAGCUAGUGCUUGAAAUAAUGCACAACCUUAUAGAUCGUCAUGACAACCGAGCGAAGCUCCGAGGCAUCCGAAUAAUUCCAGAUGUUGCCGAUCUUAAAAUUAAACGUGAGAAAAUCAGCCGACAGGAUGUGAACUUCGUGAAAAAGCACGGCCAGCAGCUGUACAGGCACGUAUACCUGGGCUGCAAGGAAGAGGACAACAUACACAAGAACUACGAGCUUCUCUAUACCACCCUGGCGCUGGUGACCAUCGAGCUGGCCAAUGAAGAAGUGGUCAUCGACCUGAUACGUGUGGCUAUUGCAUUGCAGGACAUGGCAAUCACCAAUGAAGACAACCUGCAGAUGUUCAGCCGCUGCAGCAUCAUGGCCCUGGUUGCAGCGUAUCUCAACUUCCUCAGCCAAAUGAUUGCCGUUCCUGCGUUUUGCCAGCACGUCAGCAAGGUCAUAGAAACGAGGAACAUGGAUGCACCUUACUUUUUGCCAGAAGUCAUAUUCCGAGAUAAAUGCAGUCUUCCAAAGUCUCUAGAGAAGCACGAUAAGAAUGUCUUCUUCCUCACAAAUAAAAUAGUGGAGUCCCUUGGAGGCAGCGGGUACAGCGUGGAGCGGCUUUCGGUCCCUUAUGUGCCGCAAGUGACAGAUGAAGAUAGACACUCUAGAAGGAAGAGUAUUGUGGACACCAUAUCCAUCCAAGUGGACAUCAUGACAGGAAGCAACACCGAGGACAAGGUUAACACUGAGGAGAUCACAUUUGAGUCGCUAAAAAAGGCCAUUGAUAACACCGGCAUGGAAGAGCAGGAGAAAGAGAAGAGACGUCAGGUCAUAGAAAAGUUCCAGAAGGCGCCGUUUGAAGAGAUUGCUGCACAAUGUGAAUCUAAGGCAAACCUGCUGCAUGAUAAGCUCGCGCAGAUCCUGGAGCUGACAAUCAGGCCACCCCCCAGCCCAUCUGGGACAAUCACCAUCACAGCCGGACACGCCCAGUACCAGUCCGUCCCAGUAUAUGAGAUGAAAUUUCCCGACCUAUGCGUCUACUAAACUGCGGAUCCCUCUCCAUCCAUCCAGACAUCUGUAUCGUACGGUGUUUUAGGAUUUUUUGUUGUUGCUUCACAGUAUUCAGAAUUAGUGCUGUAAGAACCGAUGAGGGAGACGCUUUAUACUUGUACGUAGCCGGAGGAACGCAGAUCAGAGUACCUGAGAGAUUUGUACUGUUUACUGAAAAUACCAAAAUUUUAUUUGUUAUCCGAGAGCAACUCUGUUAUUUGUUUUUUUUUGUUUUGUCUUAAAUGUUUUUCUGCAUUAGUGGGGGGCAAUAUGCGCUGCCCAUCCACCUUUUUAUAAUGCCAGUUCCUGCGCAGUUAGGGGUGUGGGUAUCUGCUGAAUGUAGAGGAUGGAGCUCAGGGGGUUUCUAGUGACAUGGGAUGUCAUGUUCCUUCGAACUACAUAGGGUCACCUUAUGGGUGCCACGCAAAAUUUGCUCUAUAGCUACUAUAGAUUUCAGACCUGCUCUUUAGCCAGAAUUAAAGGAGGAGAAGAAAAUGUUUUUAAAUUAACUGGUGGCAUAAAGUUAUACAGAUUUCUAAAUUAAACGAUAAUAUAAAUUGGCACUUAACAAGAACACCAACUAGUGUAAUAAAUUAUAAAUAAAUAGAUAAUAUAAGAAAUUAUUUUGUUUUUUAUUAUUGUUAAAAUGUAAAUGUCUUAAAUUAUAAAAAUUAUUUCUGAUAUUAUCUAUUCAUUUUUUUUUUAUACUUGUUGGGUUCUUGUUUAGCGCCAAUAUACAUUAUCCUUUAUUUUUUAUAUUAAUAUAUUAGGAAGCCAUCAGAACCCUCGGUCCGAUCCCAUAAGGGAAGUGCAGGUAUCUAUAUACUGUAUUUGUUAUGCAGAUUUGUAAAUUAAAAAUAAUGUAUAUUGGCGCUUAACAAGAACACCAACUAGUGUAAAAAAUUAUAAAUAAAUAGAUAAUAUAAGAAAUAAUUUUGUUUUUUAUUAUUGUUAAAAUGUAAAUGUCUUAAAUUAUAAAAAAAAAAAUCUGAUAUUAUCUAUUCAUUUUUUUUUUUUAUACUAGUUGGGUUCUUGUUUAGCGCCAAUAUACAUUAUCCUUUAUUUUUUAUAUUAAUAUAUUAGGCAGCCAUCAGAACCCUUGGUCCUAGGGUAUCUAUAUACUGUAUUUGUUAAACAGAUUUGUAAAUUACUUCUAUCUAAAUAUCUUAAUCCUUCCAGUA